AUGCCGAUCGCCGCGGGCGCGAACGGCGCCCUCGCCGUCAACUUGGGCUACCAAUUCAAUUACGCGCUGCCGUCGAACCUGAGCCAGCUCGAGCCGACGGGCCCGCGAGGCCGCGUCCGCCGAGGAGCCGAGCGGCCUGGCACGGGCCUCGACCUCGUCGACGUCUACCUGUCGCUGGAGGACACGCUGCAGCGCCACGGCUGGGGAGACGCGCGCCAGUGCAUGCUGAGGACGAUCUGCGAGCUUGCCGAGGCGCCACUUCACGGCAGGGCCGACCACGUCCUCGAGGAAAUCAUCCACUUGCUGCUGACGCCGUCCGAGGACGGAGGCGGCGACGGCCCGUUGCGCCAGUACGAGCAGGCCGAGCUGCUGGGUCGCAGCGGAGCGGGCCAAUGCGGAGCGACCUACGCCGGCUGCCUGGGAUCGCCGCUGGACGCGUUCACCGUGCUGGCCGCGCCGCCCUGAGCUCGCCCCAAGUCGCGCGGCUCUCUCGGCGCACAUGCCGAUCGGACCCUGGAGUCCCCGGCCGGAGCGCGCCACCGUAAAGCCCGCCUCCGAGUUUGUUCCGUGGAAAUGCGAUUAAAGCCGAUGGUAAACAGCUGUACUUUCGACGCUCGCCCGAGCCACGUAAAUAAAUGCCCUCUGCACACCCACGCCUGCUUUUUGAUUGUUCGCCACACGACGCGGGCACCUGCGCCACUCACUUCGCUCGGCACGCGCAAGUAACCGGCGCGAACG
Phymastichus coffea is the source of this 738-nucleotide messenger RNA. RefSeq lists its product as uncharacterized. The transcript has 3 exons. The coding region runs from base 1 to 465 and encodes 154 amino acids. NCBI's taxonomy places the organism in Eukaryota, Metazoa, Arthropoda, Insecta, Hymenoptera, Eulophidae. The record is from RefSeq and is a predicted model, not a curated record.